Messenger RNA from Cuculus canorus (common cuckoo), 9519 nucleotides. It is a transcript of the gene PRDM15, whose product is annotated as PR/SET domain 15. The coding region runs from base 82 to 3627 and encodes 1181 amino acids. Lineage: Eukaryota; Metazoa; Chordata; Aves; Cuculiformes; Cuculidae. Gene Ontology annotation, cellular component: cytoplasm; nucleus. The record is from RefSeq and is a predicted model, not a curated record. Gene Ontology annotation, biological process: cell fate commitment; regulation of transcription by RNA polymerase II. The transcript has 25 exons. Gene Ontology annotation, molecular function: RNA polymerase II cis-regulatory region sequence-specific DNA binding; histone deacetylase binding; DNA-binding transcription factor activity.
GCGUGGCUUCCGGAGCGGAUCGGAACCCGGAGCGCGGAUCCGAUCCGAGUCUGGCCAUUCCCCCCCGGGCAGGUUUAGAAAAUGGAUGAAGAUGGCAGUGAAGAGAUUGUGUUUAUUUGGUGCGAGGACUGUCGGCAGUACCACGAUUCAGAGUGUCCUGAACUGGGCCCAGUGGUUACAGUCAAAGACUCCUUUGUAUUAAGUAGAGCAAGAUCUUCUCUGCCUUCUAAUUUGGAGAUAAGACAAUUGGAAGAUGGGACUGAAGGAGUGUUUGCUCUGACUCAGCUAGUGAAACGUACCCAGUUUGGCCCAUUUGAAUCCAAGAGAGUUGCCAAGCUGGAAAAAGAAUCAGUUUUUCCUUUGAAGGUAUUCCAGAAGGAUGGUCCUCUGGUGUAUUUUGACACCUCAAAUGAAGAUGAUUGCAACUGGAUGAUGAUGGUGCGACCAGCCACUGAAUAUGAGCAUCAAAACUUAACUGCCCUACAACACGACAAUGAUAUUUACUUCACCACCUCCCGGGACAUCCCACCAGGAACUGAGCUGCGAGUGUGGUAUGCAGCUUUUUACGCCAAAAAAAUGGAAAAGCCAGUGCUGAAGCAGGUCACUAGUGUUGCCAAUGAUAUGUGCUUGGUAGUGACAGAGUCUGAUAAAGAAGGGAAUAAAGUCUCUUCAAAACCUUCAUCUGCUGUGUUACCCCAUAAGAAAACGAAGAAAUCCAGCACACCAGCAGCUGAUCCAGCAGUGAAUGCUCCAGAAGGCAGUGGAGCUGCAGAAGCAGAGUCCAGCCAGUGGACAUGUAAAGUGUGUUCAUCUGUCUUCCAGGAGCCUCAGCUGCUGACAGAGCACUUGCUGACUCACCUGGAACAAGCUAAAGGUGCCCCCCAAGCCAGCCAAAAUGAGGCUGUUGCAGAGAAAGCAGCAGAGGCUCCUCCUGAGGAUCAGACAGUGAUUUGUGAAUCAGCCAGUGCCAGUACAGAGUCAAGGAGGAAGGCCAGGCGGGGAAGAAAGCCCAAAACAGCAAAAGCAGAAAUACCUCUAGUCGUUGUUGAAGAGGAAGAUUCUGCAGCGGAACAAGUAGUUGACGUUGUAACUGAGGUCCCACCAGAAGGAGUAGCCCUGCCUUCAGCUGCAGAAGAGAGGAUUAUGGAACUGGUUUUAGGAAAGAUGCCUAGCACCACAAAUAGCGUCGGUUCAGUGACAAAUAGGUUUGCUCAUCACCAAAACACCAUGUCCCUCAAAAGAAGUUUAAUUCUCUCCAGUAGACAUGGUAUACGGCGGAAGCUGAUAAAACAGCUUGGGGAGCACAAGAGAGUCUACCAAUGCAGUAUCUGCAGUAAGAUCUUCCAGAACAGCAGCAACCUCAGCAGGCACAUCCGUUCUCAUGGUGACAAACUGUUUAAAUGUGAGGAAUGCGCAAAGCUGUUCAGCCGUAAAGAGAGCUUGAAGCAGCAUGUUUCAUACAAGCACAGCAGGAACGAAGUUGACAAUGAGUACAGAUACAAGUGCACCACAUGUGAAAAGGCUUUUCGGAUAGAGAGUGCGUUGGAAUUCCACAACUGCAGGACAGAUGACAAGACAUUCCAGUGUGAGAUGUGUUUCAGAUUCUUUUCCACAAACAGUAAUCUUUCAAAACACAAGAAAAAGCAUGGGGAUAAGAAGUUUGCAUGUGAAAUCUGCAAUAAGAUGUUCUACCGAAAGGAUGUCAUGCUAGACCAUCAAAGACGACACCUGGAAGGGGUGAGGCGUGUGAAAAGAGAAGACUUUGAGCACAGCACGGAAAACAUGGUUCGCUACAAGAAGGAGCCUUCGGGAUGCCCCGUGUGUGGGAAGGUAUUUUCAUGUAGGAGCAAUAUGAACAAACACCUUUUAACACAUGGAGACAAGAAAUACACAUGUGAAAUCUGUGGACGUAAAUUUUUCAGAGUGGAUGUGUUGAGAGAUCAUAUUCAUGUCCAUUUUAAGGACAUAGCGCUAAUGGAUGAUCACCAGAGGGAAGAGUUCAUUGGUAAAAUUGGAAUCUCAUCAGAGGAAAAUGAUGACAAUUCUGAUGAAAGUGCUGAUUCUGAGCCUCACAAGUAUAGCUGCAAAAGGUGCCAGCUGACUUUCGGCAGAGGGAAGGAGUACCUGAAGCACAUAAUGGAUGUACACAAGGAGAAGGGCUAUGGCUGUAGCAUUUGUAAUCGACGCUUUGCCUUGAAGGCAACUUACCAUGCACACAUGGUCAUUCACCGGGAGAACCUGCCUGAUCCUAACGUGCAGAAAUACAUCCAUCCAUGUGAAAUCUGUGGAAGGAUUUUUAACAGUAUAGGAAAUCUGGAAAGACAUAAGCUUAUACAUACAGGUGUAAAAAGUCAUGCUUGUGAGCAAUGUGGCAAAUCAUUUGCUAGAAAAGACAUGUUAAAAGAACAUAUGCGAGUCCAUGAUAAUAUCCGAGAAUACUUGUGUGCAGAAUGUGGCAAAGGAAUGAAGACAAAACAUGCACUUCGUCACCACAUGAAACUUCACAAAGGGAUUAAAGAAUAUGAAUGCAAGGAAUGUCACCGAAAAUUUGCACAGAAAGUCAACAUGCUGAAGCAUUACAAAAGACACACGGGAAUCAAAGAUUUCAUGUGUGAGCUCUGUGGCAAAACAUUUAGUGAGCGAAAUACAAUGGAGACUCAUAAGUUGAUCCAUACAGUAGGAAAACAGUGGACGUGUUCAGUCUGUGAUAAGAAGUAUGUCACUGAUUACAUGCUGCAGAAGCACAUCCAGCUCACUCAUGAUAAGGUAGAAGCCCAGAGCUGUCAGCUGUGUGGGACAAAGGUUUCUACCAGAGCAUCCAUGAGUCGACAUAUGAGGCGUAAACAUCCAGAGAUCCUUUCGGUCAGGAUUGGUGAUUUAGAGCAUCUGCCAGAAACUACUACCAUCGAUGCCUCCUCAAUAGGGAUUGUUCGGCCGGAAUUAGCCUUGGACCAGGGAGAAUUGCCAGAAGGGAAACAGCAGACGAAAGCUCCUAAACGUGGCCAGAAACGAAAACAAAAGUCCGGUGAGGAGGAAGAGGAAGCUCAAGUGCCUGAGGACCCUGCCUUCAGUGAAUACACAGAGAAGGAAAGUGAGUUCACAGGGAAUGUUGGAGAUGAGACUAAUUCAGCUGUACAGAGCAUCCAGCAGGUGGUGGUGACCCUUGGUGACCCAAAUGUCACAGCCCCUUCCCGUUCUGUCGGGCUGACAAAUAUCACUGUUACCCCCAUUACGACGGCAGCUGGAACCCAUUUCACAAACCUCCAGCCAGUGGCUGUGGGCCACCUGACUGCACCUGAACGCCAGUUACAGCUGGACAACUCAAUUCUCACUGUGACAUUUGACACCGUCAGUGGUUCUGCCAUGCUGCACAACCGCCAAAAUGACAUUCAGAUCCAGCCUCAGCCAGAGGCAGCUAAUCCUCAGUCUGUGGCCCAUUUUAUAAACCUGACCACUUUGGUGAACUCCAUUGCCCCUCUAGGGAACCAGAUAACAGAACAGCAUCCUCUAACGUGGAGGUCAGUGCCUCAGACUGAUGUCUUGCAGCCCCAGGCACAGCCAGCGCAACAGCAGUCGGGACAGCAACAGGUUCAAACAGAGCAACAACAACAGAUGUAUAGCUACUAAUUUAUACUUUAAGAAGUUUUGAAAAUGGACAGUACUCAAGAGACAAAAACACUCAGACGUUUGAAAAAUUUGUAAUAGGAUUGUUUGCUGGAUACCAAACAGAUGGGAAAAUGUUUAUACAAUGAAAUGUAAGCUAAAAUUGGCAUAGCACCCUGCAACACCCUAAUCUGGAGACUCUUGUACUGUCUCUAGACCUUGCACUGUCUUGAAAAAAUAGGAAGAAAAAGGAAAAAAAAAAUCUCACUGUAAAUCUCGCACCCCCUUGCACUGUGUAUUUUGUGCAGUACUAUUGAGAUUUGACAGGAGCAUCAUAAAACACGUUAACCAAAGCAGGGAAAGCCUAAAUAUGAUGGCAUUGAUGAUUUACAAACCCCUUUCAGCCAUAGCAUAUCACUUCUUUCCAGUCUGGAAGUUACAUACGAAGACCUUGUUCACAGUGAGGUGGAAUGCACUUGCGGUCAGCUGGUAGAGACUGGAAUAUAAAGACACAAAUGGGCGAAAUGAUAAUUGUCUUUUUAUCUUCUUUAGGUGUUGUAUCUAACAACAUUGGUAAAGUAGGUGGAGGUUGGGGCUUUGUGGGGGGAGAAGUGUGAUGUGGAAGAAAAUAUACCAAUUUCACAAAGUAUUUCCACUUUAGUCAUGGGAAAACCCCUGUACACUUAACACAGUGUUAGUGGUACUUGAGUCAGAUAGCUGGUCUAAUACUGAAGCAGUUUUUAUGAUCUUCUAGUCAAGUUUGAAUCAAACCAGUUAUGAGUUGGAAAAAAGGAAUGUGAUACAGUCUCAUGUGAUUUUGUCAAAACUGCUCUUUCAAUCUUGCUUUUAGCUAAUAGGUCUGAAGAGCAAUCAGUCCCCUUUGAUCAAGUUCAAGAUAUGGAUUUUUUUCAAUUAGUCUUCUUUCAUGAUGUAAUAAACAUUUGAAAAAGCAUUCUUUUUAUAUAUAUAUACACACACAUAUAUAUAUAUAGCCUUAGUACUUUACUGUGUGUUCCUGGUGAGUGUUUGUGAAGAAAAAACCAAGACUGUUAUCGAUAUGGUUCAUUAAUUUUGUCAUCCCCAUAUUGCCCUCUCUGACAGAAAUACUGUAUGGGUUCUAUUCCUUCUGUUUCCAAAACUAUUUCUAAAAUUCAUAGCCACACACAGGAUUGUGUAAAAUGCAAGAAAAAAGAAUGUCUGAAGCCUAUUCUGCCACGUGGAGGCAGUGUGCCCUAGUGCAUAAUGGGCAAGGUUUGCAUGACUGUUGGGGUUGGGUCAGAUACAUCAUAGCUUAUAGUACAUGUUCAUUCCAUUCUCCAUACAUUGAUGUGCAGUCUGGACUUUUGCAUGUCAAGAACAUAGUAUCUUUCCCACAGGGGAAAAGCAGCUGAUAUCAAAAAGGAAUAAACUUAAAAAAAAAAAACAAAUUAAAAUAAUAGAAGUUGCUGCUUGGAAUCUUGAAAGGCAAAUCUAUCCUUCCAGCUAUGGCUGAAGAACAAGGCCCUUUGGGGCAGCAGACUGAGACACGGAACUGUACUAAAGUUUUUGCUGACGAUGAAGCAGCUGCUGUAUUUGAAAGUGAAGACAGAUUGACAGUUGUAAAAAUCCUGUCUGUGCCUAUCGUAUUUAUAAAAAUGCUCUAUGUAUUAACAAAAAUAUGAAUAGGAAUGACUUCAGCUUUGAAAGUUGGUGUUAACACGGACUACUUGACCCCUAAAGGUUGCCUUAUAAUUUCUGCAAAAAAUUCUUCCAAAGUACAAAUGUCUGGUAUUAAAGUUAACCUCCAAUGGUUUUCUUGGUGCCAUAGCAGUGUCCAAGAGGGUCACUAUGCUAGGCUCUGCGUAAAGCUUAGUUGCAACAGGACAUGUAUAAGGAAGGGGUUUCUGGUGACAGAUACUGUGGGUCAGAGGAGCGGAAAUACUUUUCUGUAAAUGUCAACAAGCCUAUAAAAUGUCUGCAUGGGAGGGAUCUAUAUUUAAUGGGACAAGGUUGCAUAUCAUCAAGAGAAAGUAUUUUUACUGGUGUGGGAAAGAGAAUUUUACAUUCUCUAGCCCCUUCUGUCUUGCUCAUAUCCUUUUCACGCAAUACCAUGAGAUCCUGUAAUUUUAUUAGCCUCCUCAAUCUUGAGAAGUACAGUUUUAUGCCGUUUUAUCACCUGGAUUAUUUCAUAACUGGCUUGGGCCAGUUAAGUUUCUUCUCAGCUGUCCUGUUUGCAAAUGCUUCCCCUUCACACCAAAACCACUGCUCAAGAUGAAGCUAGGUUUUAUUUAUUAAAUAUGCUGUUUAUGUACUUGAAACUUUUUCUUUUUUCUUCUUUCUUUUUUUCUCCCUCCUUUCCUCCUUUCUUCCUAUCCUCCUUUCCUCCUGCUGGGUUUGGUACCGAAUACGUGAAGGCAUGUUAUCUUUUGGCAGGGCACUUUGGAAGGAAAAAAAAAGGGGAGGGUGGGGAGAGGGAAGGCAGAUGUAAAGGUCCGAGGUCAAGCUGUUAUAGUAAAUAAAAGAUGGCUAACGUCUAAAAAAUAUGUGUGUAUAAUAUAUACACACACAUGAAGUGUUAUGGUGCUGUAUAUAAAGUUUCUAGAUGGUCAGGGUUUUGUUUAGACAUAUGUAAAUGGUGAUUAAGCUUUUAAGUGGGAAGAAGAAGUUUUUUUGCCUUAGCUGCAGAGUGAGUACGUCUGCUCUAUGUUAAUACCACUGACAGUAGCAUUCAUGAUGCAUUGAAUCAACCUGAGUCAUUUUAACUUGUAAUUGCCUGUUUGAUAAGAAUUGGACAUGGAGGUAAUUAACCAUUAUAGAGACCUCUCUGACUUCACAGAACCUCUUCAUCCUAAUGUGACCUUCUAAUAUUCUGUACUCAGGCUGCCUAGCAUCCCUCCACGCUAACUGGCCUGCAUAAUCCCAUCUAGGCAAGUUAGCAUCUUACCUUUCUAGCUGAUUUAAGAAGGAAUGGUGCUUGCAUGUUGGUGGUCACAUAGCAAAGAAAUGUCUUUCUUCAGUCUCUCAGUAUCCCCAAAAUCAGAAUCAUAAUGACCAGGUUGGAAGAGACAUUAUAGAAGAUAACCUGGUGCAGCCUGUUUUGGGAAAGGGAGCCUAGAAGAGAUUAUCUAGCACCCUGUCCAAUUCUAUCCUCAAAACCUCCAGUGACAGGGACUCUACCACAUCCCUGGGAAGGUUGUUCCGGUGGUUGUUUGUUCUUACUGUAAAAGUUAAAUAAUAUUCUGCUAUAGGAGGGAAAAAUUUAACCACUGACAGGGCUUUUAACUAGGUCAAGCAAUAGAAAGUUCUCUAAAAGCUAAUCUUGCUUUUAGAAUUUUCAGAAUAUUGCUUUUAGAAAUGAUGGUGUCUUUCCCUGCGAACAUUACUAUGGUACUUCAUCAUCACUCAGCGUGAUUUUAGUAUUAUUAUUGUUGUUAACAUCCCUAUGAGAACACAGCUGUAUCUUGGGUGUGAUGGAACAUGAAACAUUUCAAAACAAGUUAUUUUGGUUUUGUUCCAAACAAAUUACUUUGUUUAGAGAAGUUGGAAAUCCAUGCCUUUUCAGACAGAGUUUACCUUGGAGAACUAUUGACUGUCAGCUGCCCUCCCAACUAGGCCUUUUUCAGUGAAUACCAAAGUUAUACUGAUGCUAUUUCGAACUGCACAAGAAAUAAAACUAUGUAAGGGACGUGCAAUCUAAAUUUCCUUGCCAAUGUGUUACUAGCCCUUUCAGCUCUAGGAUGUGAAGAUUAUUGUUUUCGGACGUGUUGGAGAUUUUGCGUAACAACUAUUCAGUAACAAACUGGAAUUACUUUGAGCCAAAGGAGUGAUGAUGUGUAGUGUUCUGUGUAUUGUUAUUGUUUAUUGCUAAGACUGUUAUUUCAUUGAAUGCUGUCUGUGGCAAAUGGGCUCUGAAGUAAAGGAGCAUCGAGGUGCAGAACCCUUUCUCUACCAGUGUUGUUCUUUUCUGUUCCUUAAUUAAUGCAUCAAACUUCUUUUUUCUUCAAAUCACAUAGACUUGCUUCAAAAGCAAUAAGCUUUAUCAUUAUCUCACGGAACUUUCUACAUCCCACAAUAUACAGAAACAUGGGAUAACAUUCUAAAACAUUUAUUCUGUAGUUUGUUACUGGGUAAGAACAGAAAGCAGAGGAGACUGAAUCCUUCUUGGCUGUGGUCUGUGGUGAGUUCUCUCAGGAAAAAGCACUGUAUCAAGUGCUGUUAAGCUCUCCAAAAUAUUCUUUUUAGAUGUCAUUGUGAAAAGUGAGGAUUUUUGCAGAAGUUUACCAUUCAGUCUCCUAUCAGUCUAACCAGCUAUGGUUCUGCACCUUUUUAUUGUUUAUUGUUUUAUUGUUUACUUCAAAUUGUUUGAAGUAAAUGGCCAGGUAACAGUUGAAUUUACUUCUAGAACUGAAUUUUCUGUCAGUUUGCCGGAGUGAACAGCUAGUGUUGGGCAUACAUAAAGAUGCCUGAAUUUCUUAUCUAGAAAACUAGGAAUGCAAAAAAAUACCAUACAUGCCAAUGACAAUCAUGUAAAAAAUACAGGUACCACAUGAAAAUCGAUAGGGUAAAUAGCUUUGUUAGUAUGGCUUUGUGAAUUGUCUUUCAGUAAUUCUUGGUGCUAUUUAAAGUAAUAACGUCACUUUUGGCUUUACAUUUAUUAUUGAUACAGGCAUACCUGCUGGAAGAACUUUAACCCUUUGUAAUUUUGGCAUGCCUUUUCAUGGCAGUUGUGUUUGUCUUAUCUGCUGUAAAGGGAGAAGGAAACAUAUCAGGGGAAGAUACUGCUGAUCUACUCCUCAAUGCACAGCAAAGCUCUGCUUGAAGUAGUUCUGGAAACAGACUGUGCAGCCAAGUGACUUGUGUCUGCAAGAUUAGUUACCAAGGAUUGUUUUCGCAUAAAGGCUUUUACCUUAUAGCAAACCCAGUGUCAUACCGGUAUCUGGAGAAAGGAGAACGGUAUUUCCCUCAUGUUUGUCAUCAACUCACCUUGGAGUGAUUUUCUUCAGUGCUGAGAUGCUUCUAUGGUAUUUGCACUGUAUGUAUCAAGAAGCCAUUAAAUUUUCUUGAUUCAAGAUCUUGGAACACUGUAAGAAUCCCCAGGUACUUCACCGUGCAGUGUAACCAUGGUUGGAAAAAUAUGUCUCUUGCCCUAAAAUGAUGUGAGAAAGCUGAUUUUUUUUUCCCCCUCUGGGUGCUAAAAUGCUGUUCUGCUGCCCACUACAAAGUGCACAGUGCAACUCAGAUGGGGACUCAGCAUAGGGAGCCCCUGUGGUACAGCUAAUGAUGGCUGAAACAUCGGAUGGCUUUUCUAGGAAGGCCAAGCGCACUAUUGCUAAAUGUAAAUUCCCAACAGCUGAGUUGAAAGGAGCAGAGAGGGUGAGAGUUGUCCAAGAGACUUCAGUCUUGCCCCUAGAGUCAGGAUUUCAUCAACGUUUGUCAUGUAAUGCUGUUGUUCUGCCUUAACCAUGAGCUAUUUUAACCAGUUACAGUGCCUGGUUACUUGCUAACAUUACAGAAAAGCUGGUUAUUAAUUGCAGUGGCUGUUAGAGCAGCUGGUGUCAAAAGCAAUUAAAAUUACCAAGUUUGGGGGUUCAUUUCAUCUAAAGCAAAGUUUUUAAGUUCUAAAGGAGGACUUAUCCAGAGGAGGACCACAAAGAUGAUCAGAGGGCUGCAGCACAUCUCAUGGGAAGGCAGACUGAGAGUGUUUGGCUCGUUUAGCCUGGAGAAGAGGAAGCUCUGAGGAUACCUUAUAGUGACCUUCCCAGUACCUGAAGGGGCUACAGGUAAGAUAGGGAGGGGCUCUUUAUCAGGGUGUGCAGUGGUAGGUUGAGGGGUAAUGGUUUAAAGCUGAAAAAAGGGAGAUUUAGGUUAGAUAUUAGGAAGAAAUAUUUUAUGGUGUGGUUGAUGAGGCACUGGAACAGGUUGUCCAGAGAAGUCAUG